Molecule: messenger RNA, 2373 nt
Organism: Closterium sp. Yama58-4
Lineage: Eukaryota; Viridiplantae; Streptophyta; Zygnematophyceae; Desmidiales; Closteriaceae
Source: the annotation of a GenBank genome assembly
AUGGAAUCUGUGUCUACUUCAGCAGCAGGCAAUGUUGCUGCUGCUGGCGCUGCAGUCACGGGGACUGGGGCGGCAGCGGCAAACGCGGCACAGUGGCAGUUUGAUGGCAGGGUUGUUUCGGCAGCAGCGGGAGGCACGAGCGGGCUUGGCACGGCACCAGCAGUACCAGCAGCAGCGAUUGCACUGACUGAAGCUGGUGUUUCAGGCCAAACACCGGCUGCUGUGUUUCGUGCCUCCACUCCUCCUCCGUUCCUCUUCUCCUCCUCUCCCACUCCCCUCUUCUCCUCCUCUCCCGUUGCCCUCUUCUCCGCCUCUCCUGCACUUGCCUCUUCUGGUCUGACCAGCACAGUUAUUCCCCCUCCUGGUGCCUUCAUCAGCAGCAGUGGCGGCAGUGGUGGCAGCAGCAGGCCGACGCCUCUGUUCCGCAGAGAGGAGUUUCAGCGGCUGAGAGCGCACGAUGUUGGGAGCGACGCUGCGGGGAUGAUAGCAGAGGCGGUGGCGGCAGUAAUGGAGGAGGCGAGGGAGGAGAUAGAGCAGGUGAGGGCUGCUGCACGCGCUGCUGCCGAUGAGGCUUAUGCUAAAGGGCGGGCGGAGGGCAGGGAGGAGGGGAGGAGGGAGGGGAGGGAGGAGGCGUGGAGGGAAGGGAUGGAGGAUGUGAGAUUGGAUGGGAGAAUUGCGGGGAGGAAGGAAGGGAGAGAGGAGGGGAGGAAGGAGGGGAGAGAGGAAGGAAUGAAGGAGGGAAGAGAGGAAGGAAGGAGGGAAGGCAGAGAGGAGGGGAGGGCAGAAGCAAUGCAGAUUGCACAAGAGGAGCUGGAGGAAGCUGCAAGGAAGGUGCGGGAGCUGGAGGAGCGAGUAGCUAGAGCUGAAGAGAUGGUCCUGAUGAACAGUAAAGAGAGCAGCACUGGGGCUCUUCAGGAGGGCACAAUCCGCGUUAUAAACAGUUCCAUGAGCAAUACCAUGGAGGCUCGGCUUGUGCUGCAGCAGUUUGAGUAUUUGGCGGCUGCUGUGAUGGAUGCAGUGGUGUCUGGGGGUAGAGAGGAGGGUGGUGAUGAAGAGAGGGGUCUGCGGCAGGUGAAGAUGGAGAGAGGAGAAGAGAGGAGGGGUGUGAGGGAGAGUGAGGAGCUUAUGGCGCGUGUGAGGGAGCUGGAAGGCAGGAUCGAGGAAGCUUCUGAGAAGGAAAGGUAUACGAUGGAGAUUGCAGCGGUUGCCUUGGAGUCAGCUGUGGGUGAGGCGGUAACACAGGCAGUAGCACGGGCUGAGAAGAAGGAAGUGGAAGCUUCUGAGAAGGAAAGGUAUACGAUGGAAAUACUAGGGAUUGCACUGGAAGGUUUAGUAGAGGCGGCAGUAAGUCAGGCUGUUGCCAAGGCAGAGGCUCGGAUGCACGAGGCUGAGAAACAGGUUCGGGAGAAGGUACGGGAGGAGCUCUGGAAGCAGGUUCGGGAGGAAGUCCGGGAAAAGGUUUGGGAGGAGGUUUUGCCUGAAGCUGAGCAGAAGGCUCGGGAGAAGCUGAAUGCUGCGUGGGCAGCUGUUGCUAAAGCCGAGGCUGCUGUGGAGGCUCGGAGUGCUGCUGUGGUGGAGGAGGGGCGAGUGAUGAUGGAGGCAGCUGCAGAGCAGGCUGCUACCGCGGCUGUAGCAGCAUCUGUAGCAGCAAAGGAGUCUGUGGCUGCAGCUGUAGCAGCAAAGGGGUCUGCGGCUGCACCUGUAGCAGCGAAGGAAUCUGUAUCAGGCUCAGGAAAGGAUGAAGGGGGAGUGGGGCUGGAGGCAAGGAAAUGGAUGGACGAAGGGGAACGAGCUGAUGAUGAUGAAGAGGGGGAGACGGAGGAGGCAGAGGGGGAGGAGGUAGGGGAGGGGGAGGCGGCGGCGGAGGGGGCCGGGGAGGGGGAGGGGGAUGACGUGGAGGGGGAGGGGGAUGACGUGGACAGCAUGCUGGAGGCGCUGUUGGGAUUGGCUGAGAAUAGAGGGGCGGAUGGGGAGGGCGAUGAUGGGGAUGGGGCGGAUAACAGGGAGAUCAAGUAUGUGGCAUGGAACGGUGGCAAGGCUGCUGGCUCCUGGAGCCCUGGCAUGGUGAAUGGAGCUGUCUGUGAUGAUAAAGAUGCCCUGCAUGGCUGUGCCCCACAAGCCAAGCACUCUGCAUCAGCAUCUUCCUCCCCCGUCCUCCGUUCCUCCUCUUCUCCUCUCUCCCGAACCGGUGCGUCGGCGUUGGGCACGCGGAGGCGGCAGGUGCGGCCCGUACGUCUGUUUGGUUCGGGCGAGGGACGGAGUGCAACAGCGACUGAAUCUGCCUCCUUGGAAGAGACACAUCUGGACGAGAUAUCGAAGCUCUUGCAGAAGUUCAGUAUAGGAGCCGCCAAGGAGGAAGGCCACACAAACUGA